Talaromyces amestolkiae is the source of this 1665-nucleotide messenger RNA. RefSeq lists its product as uncharacterized. Gene Ontology annotation, molecular function: protein binding. The record is from RefSeq and is a predicted model, not a curated record. The coding region runs from base 1 to 1665 and encodes 554 amino acids. Lineage: Eukaryota; Fungi; Ascomycota; Eurotiomycetes; Eurotiales; Trichocomaceae. The transcript is spliced from 5 exons.
AUGACAGUCAAGAGAAAAAGGACCUCGGAUGUCAUCCCUGGUCAGGGCGUCAGCACCAAUACCAGUAUCAGAAGGCCCAGCUUGGGUUGGGGAGCUUGGGAGAAAUACCAUCAACAUGGCCAGGAUUUGGCUCGAAAGGGCAAAUAUGAAGAAUCCAUUCAAGUCUUGAGCGAGGCACUCCUGCCAAAGAAUGCAGAUACAGUGCAGAUUAUGGACAGCCGGUCUGCUGUCUAUUGCAAGAUGGGCCUGUAUGAUAAAGCCCUUAGUGAUGCAAAGCACAUGAUCAGAGCUGCUGCUAAGGAUGAGCGGGGAUAUCUUCGUGCCGGAAAGGCUCUUCUUUUGGCUGAAAAACCAGAAAAGGCCCUCGAUGUGUAUGCGUAUGGUUUGAAGACUCUUGGAGAACAACAUUCUCAAAAGAAGAUAUUUCAGUAUUUACCAUUUCGACAGAUAGUCUCCCUGACACGCGUCUCCAAGACCUGGCGUGUCUAUAUCAAGGAUCAGCAAGUUCUGUGGAGCGACAUCUCUUUUAAAGGCCCUAAAUCUGCAACUCCUGAUGCCAUAAAAGUCUGCAUUCGCAACUCUCAGAAUCGAGUCAAAAGAUUGCAGCUGCAUAAUGUGAGAGACCCUUUGAAUGCUGCGCAGCAGGCCUCGCGAUGCCCACGGCUUGAACAUAUCGACAUUGACGGAGUCUUGGCGGAGCAUCACAUCUUCAACCUCUUUCACAUGAAACAGACUCUGAAGACAAUGAUCUUGUCGGAAAAGAUACCUCUCUGUGACCACAUGCUCCGGACCAUGCUUGGACUACCGAAUCUUGAACGCGUAGAGGUUCGUCGACUUCAGAUCGAACCGAGCAGUCCGAAACCAGAGGUGGGGGUCCUCCCUAAUCUUAAAGCUUUGGCAUUUGACAUGAGGCCCAAGCAUCUUUCUAGUCGACCUCUUUUUUUUAAGCCUUUUUGGGUCCCAGAAGACAUACCAGAUGUAGCUGCCAUGGCUGAUCUCAAAUCACGAAGCACGUUUUUUGACCAGGUUCCAAAUCUCCAAGAACUCCGUCUGGUUGCAAGUGACACCCACCUAAGCGUUUUCCUUGAUGAGAUGUGCCACCCCAAUUUGCGUAUCCUUGCCCUUUCAAACCUUGCAUUGCACGGUGUAUGGAACUGUCCAGAGACCGUGGAGCAUUUGCACCUUACUGAGUGCGAUAUAAUACUGAACUCCGAGAUACCCGCUGCACCCCUGAAGCUACCGCAUCUCAAGUCCCUUGUUUUACGAGGAAUUAACUGCUUCCACUUUCGUCUUUCAGAGAUCCUCCAGAACACCACCGGGUCAUUGGAGAUCCUCGAACUCGUGGAUUGCCACAAGGCUUCGCUGAUGGACAUCGUACAAACAAACAAGGAUAAAUUCAAGAACCUGAAAAAGCUUCACCUCACUGGAGUGGAUUUUUAUAGCCUUGAAAAUUCAGCGAUGCUCACUAUACUUGAGACGAUGCCACAGCUGAAAGAGCUCCAUAUUCCGCAUCUGACGAGAGUUACGGGAUUGUUGAUAAGGAAGAUUGUGGAGGGKGUGGUUGUUCCUCGUGUCGAAUUACUCAAUUUGAAAGGGUGUCAUGAUGUCUCGGUUGAAGCAGUUGAGUAUGGGCGAGCGAAAGGGCUCAAGAUUAUAAGAUGCUGA